Messenger RNA from Chrysemys picta bellii (western painted turtle), 1281 nucleotides. Lineage: Eukaryota; Metazoa; Chordata; Testudines; Emydidae. The record is from RefSeq and is a predicted model, not a curated record.
AUGGAUAUUAACGAGUGUCAGGGCCCGAGCCCGGCAGACUGCGGACGCAACGCAUACUGCGCCAACGUGGCUGGGAGUUACCACUGCAUCUGCAGUGAUGGCUACGAGUCCAGCUCUGGGAAAGCCAACUUCAUGCACGCGAGUGAGAGCACCUGCCAGGAUAUUGACGAGUGUCAGGGCCCGAGGCCGGCAGACUGCGGACCCCACGCAAACUGCACCAAUGCGCCUGGGAGUUACUACUGCACCUGCAUCGAUGGCUACGAGCCCAGCUCUGGGAAAGCCAAGUUCACACACGCGAGUGAGAACACCUGCCAGGACCCCAGCAUUAACUUCAGCGCUGAGUACGAGGAAAGCGAAGAGAAUUUCUCUCCGUGGGAGAGUUACCCACUGACCAUCAUCAAAUACGUCGGACUGACCCUGUCACUGCUGUGCCUCUUGCUCGCCAUCCUCACCUUCCUCCUGUGCCGCUCCAUCCGCAACGUCAGCACCUCCCUCCACCUGCAGCUCUGCCUCUGCCUCUGUGUGUUCCACGGGUUUAUCUUCAACACGAUGCCCGAGAGCGACAAUGAGGUGGCGUGUGCUGUCAUUGCUGCGCUCCUACACUUCCUCUUCCUGGCCUGCUUCUCCUGGAUGUUCCUGGAGGGGCUGCACCUCUUCCUCACCGUCAGGAACCUGCAGGUCGUGAAUUGCACCAGCUCCAGCUGGUUCAUUAAGAGAUUCAUGUACCCGUUCGGAUACGGCUUCCCAGCCCUGGUGGUGGCUAUUUCUGCAGCAGUGAAUCACAAAGGCUACGGAGAUUACACAUGGUGCUUUCUCAGCUCGGACAGCGGCUUUCAUUGGAGCUUCCUGGGUCCAGUCUGUGCCAUAAUCCUGAUAAAUAUAACGUUCUUUGCCCUAACUCUGUGGAUCCUCAGAAAAACACUCUCCUCCCUCAAUGCAGAUGUGUCCACCCUCAGAGACCACAGGUUACUGACCUUUAAAGCCAUUGCACAGUUUUUCAUUCUGGGCUGCCCAUGGAGCCUUGGUUUCCUCGAAGUCGGCCCAGCAGCGAUGGUCAUGCGGUAUGUAUUCUUCAUUGUCAUCAGCCUGCAGGGACCCUUCAUCUUCCUGGUGCACUGUCUCCUCAAUCGCCAGGUGAGAGAGGAGUACAGGAGAUGGAUCAAGGGAUUCCGAACGUCCAGCACAAAAUCUCAGACAUCCGAUCUAUCCAUGUCUGCUGUCCCCACCACCAGCACCAAGACGGUAAGAGGUCCUCUGCUCUGUUCCAAUACCAGCCUGUGA